Molecule: messenger RNA, 2028 nt
Organism: Hemicordylus capensis (graceful crag lizard)
Lineage: Eukaryota; Metazoa; Chordata; Lepidosauria; Squamata; Cordylidae
Gene: FUS
Product: FUS RNA binding protein
Exons: 15
Coding region: 172-1767 (531 amino acids)
Biological process (GO): regulation of DNA-templated transcription
Cellular component (GO): nucleus
Molecular function (GO): RNA binding; transcription coregulator activity
Source: RefSeq, a predicted model, not a curated record
CGCUUUGAUUACGAAGCUGGCGCGCUUCCUUCUCCAACCCAAAUCUCGUUCUUAAAGGGCCAGGCCGUUUGACUUAAAAAUAAAAUAAAAUCCCGCAACAAUUAAAGUUUAAAGUAAAAUUCGUGGGGGUUUAAACGCAGGUCUUCUGUACAGAAAUUCCUUCGCUUUUCCAUGGAUUAUAGCCAGUCGGCAACACAGAGUUAUGGAGCUUACCCAACUCCACCUGCCCAAGGCUACUCUCAGCAAACCAGUCAGCCCUAUGGGCAACAGAGCUAUGGUGGAUACGGACAAUCGGCAGAUACCUCUGGAUACAACCAAAGUAGUUACAGCUCUUCCUAUGGCCAGACUCAAAGCUCUGGUUAUGGCACUCAGUCAACUCCACAGGCUUAUGGCUCAUCGACUGGAUAUGGCAGUAGUCAGACUUCUCAGACGUAUGGACAGCAGUCAUCCUAUCCUAGCUACUCCCAACAGCCAGCCAGCUCCACCACUGGAAGUUAUGGCAGCAGCUCUCAAACCUCUAGCUAUGGACAGCCCCAGAGUGGGGGCUACAGCCAGCCAUCAAGCUAUGGCAGUCAGCAGCAGAGUUCUUAUGGGCAGCAGCCUUCCUACAACCCACCUCAAAGCUAUGGCCAGCAGAGUCAGUACGGCAGUGGCAGUAGCAGUGGAGGAGGCGGUGGCAGUGGAACUGGUGGCUAUGGCCAGGAUCAGUCUUCCAUGAGUGGAGGUGGCAGUGGAGGAGGCUAUGGCAGCCAAGACCAGGGAGGAUAUGGGGGCCAGCAGGACCGCAACCGUGGCAGAGGCAGUGGAGGAGGAGGUGGCGGCGGUGGAUAUGGUAGAGGUGGAUUUGAUCGAAGUGGCGGUAGAGGUGGCAACAGAGGUGGUCGUGGAGGCAUGGGCGGUGGUGAGCGAGGUGGUGGCUUCAAUAAAUUUGGUGGACCACGGGACCAAGGGUCACGGCAUGAUUCUGCUGGUGAGCAGGAUAACUCUGACAACAACACCAUCUUUGUCCAGGGGCUUGGUGAAAAUGUAACCAUUGAGUCAGUAGCAGAGUACUUCAAGCAGAUUGGCAUCAUCAAGACAAACAAGAAAACAGGACAACCCAUGAUUAACCUGUAUACAGACCGUGAGACAGGGAAGCUGAAAGGAGAGGCCACAGUUUCAUUUGAUGAUCCCCCAUCUGCAAAGGCAGCCAUUGACUGGUUUGAUGGGAAAGAAUUCUCUGGCAACCCCAUUAAGGUUUCAUUUGCCACCCGAAGGGCAGACUUCAACCGAGGAGGCGGGAAUGGCCGUGGAGGAAGAGGCCGUGGUGGCAGAGGAGCUGCCAUUGAUUCACUUGCAUCUCUGGUCUCCCCAGGACCCAUGGGCCGUGGUGGAUUUGGUGGUGGUGGUGGAGGCGGCAGCAACAGUGGUUCCAGCGGGGGCAACAGGGGUGGCUUCCCCAGUGGAGGUGGUGGCCAGCAGCGAGCAGGAGACUGGAAAUGCCCCAACCCGACAUGCGAGAACAUGAAUUUUUCAUGGCGUAAUGAAUGCAACCAAUGCAAAGCACCAAAACCAGAUGGGCCUGGAGGACCACAUAUGGGAGGUGGGUUUGGUGAAGAACGUCGUGGGGGCCGUGGAGGUUUUGACCGAGGUGGCUUCCGUGGAGGCAGGGGCGGCGACCGGGGAGGAUUCAGAGGUGGAAGAGGCGGAGACAGAGGCAACUUUGGGCCAGGAAAAAUGGAUUCCAGAGGGGACCACAGACAGGACCGCCGUGAGAGACCCUAUUGAACCUGUGCAGGAUCCCUGACCAUGUGAAUUUAUAAACUUCGUUUAUUUUGUAUGAUGUCCAACUUUGUGGCAGAUUUGUGUAUCCCUUGUUCCAUUUGUGUAUAAACUUUGUAUUCCCUUUUAUUCAUUUUGUUGCCUGUAUUUGAAAGUCACCCCAUGCGUUAAAAACCAAAAUGUUUUAGUUUGUGUGAGUGCGUGCGUGCGUGUGUGUAUAACUGGGGAGGGGUGGGGCUUGAAUAAUAAAGCCGUUUUCAAUCAAGA